This is a messenger RNA of Patella vulgata (common limpet), 3667 nucleotides long. RefSeq names its product ADP-ribosylhydrolase ARH1. The record is from RefSeq and is a predicted model, not a curated record. Lineage: Eukaryota; Metazoa; Mollusca; Gastropoda; Patellidae. The transcript has 23 exons. The coding region runs from base 63 to 2684 and encodes 873 amino acids.
UGGAAACCGAAACUAGGAAGCUGUACGACAGGUGACGCGACAUUUGUAUUGCGAUUAAUAUUAUGCUUAUAGAUCUGAUAGGCCAACUCCGUUGCUUGACAAUCUGUAAAUGUUUAACGCUGAUUUGUAUUUUAUCGCUCUGUUUAAUUUUUACUCAAAAUAUCUAUUACCCUAAAAAAGAACAAAGUAAAUAUACAUCAUCAUCAAAAACGGGGAAAACGGCCAGCAAAUCUGAGUCUAUAAGUACUAGUACUACAACGGCAGGAAAGGGUAGUAACGAUAUGUUACAACGUUAUAAAGCUGCAAUGGUGUUAAGUGGUGCAGGUGACGCCAUUGGUUACAAUAGAGGUAGAUGGGAAUUUUGUAAGGAUGGUCUUCAGAUACAUGAAGAGUUAAAAAAAAUGGGUGGUCUUAAUAAAAUCAAUGUUGCAGAACAAACAGAGGGAAAUAGAUAUAAAUGGUUGGUUAGUGAUGAUACAGUGAUGCAUCUAGCUACAGCUGAAGCUCUAUAUGAAAAUGGUGAUUUGGAAAAAACAUUGCGUAAUAUAGGUGAUAAUUACAAAAAAUGUAUGCAGGAUAUGUCCGGUAGAGCACCAGGUCCAACUAGUAUGACUGGAGCCCAGAUAUGGAAUCCUAAUAGUGAGAAAAGACGAGUUCUUGCAUUUGAUCCUAGGGGUGGUGGAUGUGGUGCUGCUAUGAGAGCUAUGUGUAUAGGAUUACGUUAUCCAAGAGUAGAAGAUGAAAAUAAUUUAAUAGCUAUAAGUAUUGAGAGUGGUAGAAUGUCACAUCAUCAUCCAACUGGUUAUCUAGGAGCUUUAGCAUCAGCUUUAUUUACAGCUUAUAGUGUCCGAGGUAAAGAAUUAAAGGAAUGGGGACAUGGUUUAAUGGAGAUGUUACCUAGAGCCUUAAAAUAUGUUCAAGAGGCUGGUCAUAGCGUAAAAGAAAAUGAACUUGCUUGGAAUGAAAAUAAAUCAUUUGGAGAUCGAUGGAGGAAUUAUCUACGGGAUCGUAAGAUAUUAGAUGGUAAAAGUGAACCAGUAUUUCCUGAGAAUUAUGAUGUGAAACAGCGAGAUGAAUUUUACAGAUCUGUUAGUUACAGUGGUUGGGGUGGAGCUAGCGGCCAUGAUGCUCCUCUUAUAGCAUAUGACAGUAUUUUAUUUGCUAAAGAUGACUGGACUGAAUUAGCGAAUCGAGCGUUCUUUCAUGGUGGUGAUAGUGAUAGUACUGCUGUAAUGGCUGCCUGCUGGUUUGGAGCUCUUUAUGGUUACAAAGGUGUACCAGAAUCAAAUUACAAGGGUCUUGAAUAUCAGUCCAGAUUAGAAAAAGCUGGGGAAAUUCUGUACAAAUUAUCUCACCCUGAGCCUGCAGCAGCACCAGAUUCACAAUUAUCUUACCCUGAGCCUAUGGAAACACCAGAUUCACUAUCAUCUCAGCCUAAGACUGCAGAAUCACAAGAUUCACAAUCUGAGCCUGUAAAAGAACCCGAAUCACAAUUAUCUCAGCCUGAGUCUGCAGCAAAACCAGAUUCACAAUCUGAGCCUGUAAAAGAUAUGUUACAACGUUAUAAAGCUGCAAUGGUGUUAAGUGGUGCAGGUGACGCCAUUGGUUACAAUAGAGGUAAAUGGGAAUUUUGUACGAAUGGUCUUCAGAUACAUGCAGAGUUAAAACAAAUGGGUGGUCUUAAUAAAAUCAAUGUUGCAGAACAAACAGAGGGAAAUAGAUAUAAAUGGUUGGUUAGUGAUGAUACAGUGAUGCAUCUAGCUACAGCUGAAGCUCUAUAUGAAAAUGGUGAUUUGGAAAAAACAUUGCGUAAUAUAGGUGAUAAUUACAAAAAAUGUAUGCAGGAUAUGUCCGGUAGAGCACCAGGUCCAACUAGUAUGACUGGAGCCCAGAUAUGGAAUCCUAAUAGUGAGAAAAGACAAGUUCUUGCAUUUGAUCCUAGGGGUGGUGGAUGUGGUGCUGCUAUGAGAGCUAUGUGUAUAGGAUUACGUUAUCCAAGAGUAGAAGAUGAAAAUAAUUUAAUAGCUAUAAGUAUUGAGAGUGGUAGGAUGUCACAUCAUCAUCCAACUGGUUAUCUAGGAGCUUUAGCAACAGCUUUAUUUACAGCUUACAGUGUCCGAGGUAAAGAAUUAAAGGAAUGGGGACAUGGUUUAAAGGAGAUGUUACCUAGAGCCUUAAAAUAUGUUCAAGAGGCUGGUCAUAGCGUAAAAGAAAAUGAACUUGCUUGGAAUGAAAAUGAAUCAUUUGGAGAUCGAUGGAGGAAUUAUCUACGGGAACGUAACAUAUUAGAUGGUAAAAGUGAACCAGUAUUUCCUGAGAAUUAUGAUGUGAAAAAGCGAGAUGAAUUUUACAGAUCUGUUAGUUACAGUGGUUGGGGUGGAGCUAGCGGCCAUGAUGCUCCUCUUAUAGCAUAUGACAGUAUUUUAUUUGCUAAAGAUGACUGGACUGAAUUAGCGAAUCGAGCGUUCUUUCAUGGUGGUGAUAGUGAUAGUACUGCUGUAAUGGCUGCCUGCUGGUUUGGAGCUCUUUAUGGUUACAAAGGUGUACCAGAAUCAAAUUACAAGGGUCUUGAAUAUCAGUCCAGAUUAGAAAAAGCUGGGGAAAUUCUGUACAAAUUAUCUCACCCUGAGCCUGCAGCAAAACCAGAUUCACAAUCUGAGCCUGUAAAAGAUUCACAGUUAUAAUAAUAUCAUUUACAGUGAUAAUAUUAUCAUCUACAGUUAUAAUAUUAUCAUCUACAGUUAUAAUAUUAUCAUCUACCUAGAAAAUUAUAAUAUUAUCAUCUACCAAAAAGUUACAAUAUUAUUAUCAUCUACCUGGACAGUUAUAAUAUUAUUAUCUACCAAGAAAGAUAUAAUAAUCUACCAAGAAAGUUAUAAUUUUAUUAUCAAACAACAAAGUUAUUCUAAUAGUAUAAAUAUAUUUAUGUAUGGAAUAUAUCUAACCUAAUUAGUGUAGUAAUGAACCCUUAUUAAAAUAGUAUCAUCUACCAACUUAAUUAUUCAAAUAAUAGGAAUAUAUUUAUGUAUAAUAUACAUCUAUUAUAAUAGAUCUAUCUGAGCCUGUAAAAGGUUCACAGUUAUAAUAAUAUCAUUUACAGUGAUAAUAUUAUCAUCUACAGUUAUAAUAUUAUCAUCUACAGUUAUAAUAUUAUCAUCUACCUAGAAAAUUAUAAUAUUAUCAUCUACCAAAAAGUUACAAUAUUAUUAUCAUCUACCUGGACAGUUAUAAUAUUAUUAUCUACCAAGAAAGUUAUAAUAUUAUUAUCUACCAAGAAAGUUAUAAUAAUCUACCAAGAAAGUUAUAAUUUUAUUAUCAAACAACAAAGUUAUUCUAAUAGUAUAAAUAUAUUUAUGUAUGGAAUAUAUCUAACCUAAUUUGUGUAGUAAUGAACCCUUAUUAAAAUAGUAUCAUCUACCAACUUAAUUAUUCAAAUAAUAGGAAUAUAUUUAUGUAUAAUAUACAUCUAUCUUAAUUUUACUCAAAAUAUAGAAACCAUUUACUUUUAUGAAAUCAAGUUGAUGCAAAUAAAAGGUACACCUGUGUUGUUUGUAAUACACAAACACCAUCGACACGAUUGUCUGUACAUUCAGAUAUAAAUACAGAUUCAUUGUUAUAAUCUUUGUUUACUGUCUAUUGUGUGUUUUAAUAAAAUAUUUUAACCAUU